Strongylus vulgaris is the source of this 402-nucleotide messenger RNA. Lineage: Eukaryota; Metazoa; Nematoda; Chromadorea; Rhabditida; Strongylidae. The record is from the annotation of a GenBank genome assembly.
AUGUCGCGAGGUAAAACCGAGGAAGCCCGAAAAUCUAUUGUCUACUAUCAUGGCAUCACCGAGUCUGCAGCACAACCACUGCUAGCUGCAAUGGAGAAUACCGGUGGCAAAGGAGAGAAGCCAGUGGGCUUCUUUCAAAUUUUCACGGACAAGAAAUGGCUUUGUGGUUUUCUUGUCGGUGUUGGAAUCAUGUCUGGCACGAUCCUUUGCGGUGUUGCAGCUGUCAACGCUUUUGCCUUCGAGAUUCUGAUGAACGUAGGUCUCAAUGCUUUGGAAGCUUCGCUAGGCAACAUGGUGAUCUGUGUUAUGGCCGUUGCAGUAAACAGAAACUGGAUAGGUCAUUCGUACUCCUUCCUAUUGUCUUUCCACAAGGAUUUCGGAGUAGCAAAAGAAAAUUCGUAA